Morchella sextelata is the source of this 2010-nucleotide messenger RNA. RefSeq lists its product as uncharacterized. The transcript has 3 exons. Bases 1 to 2010 code for a protein of 669 amino acids. The record is from RefSeq and is a predicted model, not a curated record. NCBI's taxonomy places the organism in Eukaryota, Fungi, Ascomycota, Pezizomycetes, Pezizales, Morchellaceae.
AUGAAAUUCCUUGCCCCAAUCACACUACUCGGCCUUACCUGCCUCCAAACGGUAACAGUAUCCGCAGCCCCCGCCUCGAAGGAAUGGCGGGAAAACAACAGACUCGAACAGACCGGAGCGCCCAGCUACAGACGCAGUGAAUCAGUAUCCACAUCUGGCGGUACGAUGGUCAAGUUCCGCCGCGGCGCUCCAGCAGCCGGCGCACCUGGCGCGGCACCAGACGCGGCGAAAGGUGGUGCGGCCGCCGGUACUGAUGCCCCGGGCGAUGAAGCGGCGGCCGGUGAUGAUGCAGCACCGGCCGAUGAGGCAGCGCCGGGAGACGAAGAAGCGCCGGCUGAUGAAGCGGCACCAGGCGGUGCGGAGGGUGGUACUGCUCCUGCAGCAGGAGCACCGAAAGAUGCAAAAGGUGCUCCUGGGGGUGCUCCAGGGGGUGCUCCUGGGGGUGCUCCUGGGGGUGCUCCUGGAGGCGCUCCGGGCGGUGCUCCGGGUGGUGCUCCGGGCGCUCCAGGCGGUGCGCCAAAAGAUGCUAAGAGUGCCCCAGGUGCCCCAGGUGCUCCGGAUGCAGCAGGUGGUGCUCCUAAGGACGCAAAAGGUGCUCCUGGAGGCGCCCCAGGGGGUGCUCCUGGAGGCGCCCCAGGUGGUGCUCCCGGCGGUGCUCCAGGUGGCGCUCCAAAAGAUGCUAAGGGCGCUCCAGGUGCCCCAGGUGCUCCAGGUGCUCCAGGCGCCCCAGACGCAGCAGCUGGUGCUCCCGGUGGUGCACCAAAAGAUUCGAAGGGUGCCGCAGGUGCUCCAGGUACUCCAGGUGCUCCUGCUCCAGGUGCUCCAGCUCCAGAUGCGGCAGGCGGUGCAAAAGGUGCCCCCGGAGGCGCCCCAGGCGGUUCUCCAGGCGCCCCUGGAGGUGCUCCUGGUGCUCCUGGUACUCCAGGCGCCCCAGGCGCUCCAGACGCAGCAGGUGGGGCCCCUGGCGGUGCUCCAAAGGAUGCCAAGGGCGCUCCAGACGCCCCAGACGCAGCAGCCGGUGCUCCAGACGCAGCAGGUGGUGCUCCAGGUGGUGCGCCGAAGGAUGCUAAGGGCGCUCCAGGUGCCCCGGGUGCUCCAGGCGCCCCAGAUGCAGCAGCCGGCGCUCCCGGUGGUGCGGCGGAGGAUGCUAAGGGCGCUCCAGGCGCUCCAGAUGCAGCAGGCGCUCCAGGCGCUCCAGAUGCAGCAGGCGCUCCAGGCGCUCUAGAUGUAGCAGGCGGUGCCCCCGGCAGCGCUCCAAAGGAUGCCAAGGGUGCCCCGGGUGGUGCACCAGCUGGCGGCCCAGACGAUGCUCCAGGAGAUGAAGCCGCUCCAGGAGAUGAAGCAGCCCCCGCAGACGAAGCCGCCCCCGCAGACGAAGCUGCCCCAGCCGAUGAGGCCGCUCCAGCAGGCGAGGCCGCCCCAGCAGAUGAGGCUGCUGGCGGUUCAGAUGAUUCCCCAGACGCAGGUGAUGCUCCAGGUGAUGCCCCCGGCGGUGCCCCCGGCGGUGCUCCAGGCGGUGCUCCAGGCGGUGCUCCAGGCGGUGCUCCAGGCGGUGCCCCCGGCGGUGCUCCAGGCGGUGCCCCCGGCGGUGCUCCAGGUGGUGCUCCAGGUGGUGCUCCUGGAGGUGCCCCAGCGGGUCCCCCCGGCGGUGCUUCAGGUAACCCAGGUAUCCCAGCCCCCGGAUCUCCAGGCGCUGCUCCUCUUCCAGGCGCUCCGGGCUCUGGCACAGAGCCUUCAGCCGGCGGACGUCCAGGUGGUGGUCCAGGAGGUCCAGGUGGAAAGCAUGGAGGAGGAGGAGGAGGAUGGGGUGGAAAACAUGGAAAAGGAGGGGGAGGAAAGAGAGGUCACGGUAGAGGUAAGGGUGGUCCCGGUGGUCCUGGAGGUCCCGGCGGUCCUGGUGGUCCCGGCGGUCCUGGAGGUCCUGGCGGUGCUCCAGGUGGUGCUCCAGGCGGCGGUCCAGGCGGCGGUCCAGGCGGUCCUCCCGGUGGUGCUCCUGGCAAGGGACACUAG